GGUAACGGAAUUUUGGACAAUGUCGACACCGGGACGAUUAAAAUUACGAUCAAAAAAUAGAAUUAAAGAAAAAAUAAAUAAUAAUGAAUUAAUAUUCGAACAAAGUAUUAACGUUCAAGAACAAGAGAAAAUAAAAGAGUUAUGGAAGUUUUUAGAUCUGCAAUGUGAUUUGCAACCAUUCAAACCAUUGCAAUCAAGAAACAAAUUAUCUUUAUGUUCCUCUAAACCUAAUCGUCCUUACGAUCUUUUCGAAAAAUCCAAACAAUUUGUAUGUGAUAAAACUUCUAUUUUAAAAUCAACAUCUUCGUCCGACGAAGAUUUAGAUAAAAAAAGAAUUUGGUAUCAUGGCUUACGAUUUUUUCAAAAAAUUGGAUUAGACAAGGCUGUCCUCUUUAAAGACAAAUGUAAAUUCUGUCUCGCGGAAAAAGAUCUCGAGGAAAUGAACACGGAUUAUACCGAUACAAUAUCUCAAACGUACGAUGAACUGAAAGCGGAAAUGGCAUCUUUUGAAAACCGAUUAGCAAUACGUGAAGUGGAAAAUUUGAAUAUUCUAAAAAAUUAAUUGACGGUAUUUUAAUUCGUAUGGAAGCAAAUUCUUCGUGAAGAAAUUAAAUAAAAGAUUGCGCGUGGACCAUUUUUCGAAGUAGUUUAAAGAGCAACGUUGGACAAAGGUGAUCAGAAGAUCCUUUCGAUAGAGAGACGAAGGCUCUUCCCUUGUGCGAGUCUGCGUUCGAUGACCACCGAUGCGGACAGUAGCCAUCUUGAAAACAGGGUCCCGUUUCGUGGCUUCUUCUUGGGAAGAUGUGCUUGUAUUUGUUCGCGUAUAUAUAAGACGAGUGUGCAGAAGAGAACAAGAGAAAGAGAGAAAUGAUAGAUAGAUAGAUAGAGAAAGAGAGAGAGAGAGAGAGAGAGAGAAAGAGAGAGAGAGAGGUAGACGGUGAAACACGGCGAGAGGAUGUGGGGGUGCAUUCUGGCUCAUUGGGCAGAUGAACAAAUUCGUCAUGACGUACCCGUGGAUUACGUGCAGGCCCACGUUGGUCCCCGAACUUUGGGGCCCUGUGCAUCAAAGAAUGGAAGGAGAAAAUCAGGGUGGAGGAGACACGUCCCCUGUCUUAUCUUCAAUAUCUUUUCUC
This is a messenger RNA of Vespa velutina, 1133 nucleotides long. RefSeq lists its product as uncharacterized. The transcript has 4 exons. The coding region runs from base 20 to 562 and encodes 180 amino acids. Lineage: Eukaryota; Metazoa; Arthropoda; Insecta; Hymenoptera; Vespidae. The record is from RefSeq and is a predicted model, not a curated record.